AUGUCCUUGUCAUUAGCCGAUACAGAGGCCACCUUACGAGCAGUCGACAAAGCCACGAACGAAUUGGGCUUUUGUCGCAACCGCGUCUGGGCGAUAGCCAAGAGCCUACUGGGAGGUCCUGGAGAAUUCCCGAAAUUACUCCCUUCGCUGGAAAAUUCACCCCACGAGACAAAAAAGGAAGACCAUCAGCUGUGUACUUUCGAUUUUUGCGAGCAAUCCCGAGUCAAUUUCACUCUGGUGACACAGCGCCACGAACCGCCUUGUGAUGGAAGCCGCUGUCCUCUUGAAAAUUUCCCUUCAGAAACCCUGGAAGCAGCUGUCCGCAAGGAGCAACAAAUCACAGCGUGGUAUUUAUGGGAAACGGGAACUCUUCAACACAACGAGCGGUAUAUGGCAGUAUCCCAUGUAUGGUCGGACGGUACCGGCACCGGAAGCCAAGCCCGCGGCGAUGUGAACAGCUGCUUGCUGGAGUUGUUUCAAGAAUUUGCUCUCGAAUUCAACUGUGAGGGUCUCUGGUGGGAUACUAUCUGCAUUCCAACAAAGAAAGAGCUUCGCGAAAAAGCUUUAAAGCGCAUGCACCUAAACUACAAGGCCGCGGCGGUCACACUGGUCCACGAUUGUUUCCUUAGAGAGCGCGAAUGGCGUGAUGCAGACUUAGCAUGCUUUUAUAUCGUUAUGUCUCCUUGGUUCAGCCGAGGCUGGACGGCAUUGGAGUUGAAAAUGUCCCAGACUGUUCAAAUCAUUUUCAAAGGUCCCGAGGGCCCGAUCACGAAGGACCUAGACAGAGACAUAUUACAAGCAAAGAGCAAUGAUUGCCCUACCACCAAGCAUGAACUUGCGAAAGACAUACUCAAAAGAUUUCGGAGGGAAGAAGUUGACGGAUUGGAUGAUCUUCUAGCAAUUCUCAGUUCACGCCACACAUCUUGGCCAAGAGACAUGGCGAUCAUUUCAGGACUCAUUGUUGGAAUCGAAUUGCCAGAAAACUACCCCCAACAGAAGAUUUAUCAAGAGAUUCUGCAGAAGCUUGGCAAAAUAUCACAUGCGCAUCUGUUCCACAAUUCAGCAACUAUGACGAAUGGAUACAACUGGUGCCCUACAAACAUCUAUGAUCUACCUGUUACACUUUCAGCCGAUGUCCUCCAGAUUGAAGAGAAUGGGAAUUUGUUCGGAGAUUGGAAUAUCAUUUCUCUUGAUUUUCUCAAAGACGAAAGCGUUGUCUUAGGUCAUGCCCAUCCACUCAUAGAAGGAAAGGUUCGCCUCGCCCAAAAAGAGAAAGACAAGCAUAUCCUACUCAUUGAGCCUGAUCCCACUCUUAGUGAGACUAGAAUAAGCAGAGGCCUUCUGGUCAAGCCUUCGUUUAGGCGCGAUAAGAUUCAUUUCGAUUGUUAUUGUGAUUAUGUCGGCCCGGUUUAUUUCCAUCCGCCAUUAAUCAGGUCAAAUAUCCCAAAUUUUGACCCGAAUGAUCUAUUCAAGAUUCACGUUGGAAAAGAUGAGACGACGCACGAUGGCAGCCAUCAAAGCACCGAAAGGAGCCAAAAUGCUCAGAGCAUGAUCGAGGAUAUGAAAAAUGGUUUACUCAAUCCGCAAUACAGGAAACGGGAAAGUGAUUUGAAAACACUUGACCUUACCGCAUGGGACCAAUUGAAAUUAUCAGAAGAGUUGAUAAAGGCCGCCGGUGAAGGUGAUUACAACAACACAAAAGCUCUCCUGGAGAAGAUACGGGAUCCGAACCAAAGUGAUAAAUCAGGGUGGUCUGCAUUACAUCAUGCCGUUUGGUAUGGCCAAACAAAGGUAGCCAAGCUGCUUGUCAAAAGGUUGAAUCCUCAACAGCAGACUGCCAGUGGCGAAGAACCACUUCACCUCGCGGCAGACCGUGGCAAUGAAGAACUGAUGAGGAUACUGCUGGCACGCUCUACUCCUAACUUGAAUCGAGAAGAUGGAUUGAAUGCUCUACAUCUGGCAGCGAUGAAUAAUGUGACUGGAAUCGUGGAUGAACUCUUACAAAAGUGGGAUAUCAACGCAACUGGUGUUAAGAAGCAGACUGCAUUACAUAUGGCAUCGUUUCGGGGCCAUGAAGAUGUAGUACAUGUCCUGACCAAGCAAAAUGCCAAACACGAUCUCAAAGACUGCGACCAGGAAACCGCUUUGUCACUAGCAGUUUUCAACGGCCACGUAAAUACCGUGCGGUUACUCAAAGCGGCAAAAGCUGAUCUUGAUGUCCGAGAUAAUGAUGGCUGGACUCUGCUUCAUCGAGCAGUGAACAGAGGUCAUAUUCCCGCUAUCGAGACACUCGCCAAACUAGGAGCGAAUCUCGAAGCCCAAGAUAAUGAUGGCUGGACUCCGCUUCAAUGGGCGGCGAUCAAAGGUUAUAUUACCGCUAUCGAGACACUCGCCAAACUAGGAGCGAAUCUCGAAGCCCAAGAUAAUAAUGGCCGGACUCCGCUUCAAUGCGUAGCAAGCAACGGUCAUAUUCCCGCUAUCGAGACACUCGCCAAACUAGGAGCGAAUCUCGAAGCCCAAGAUAAUAGUGGCCGGACUCCGCUUCAAUGGGCAGUGAGCAACGGUCAUGUCACCGCUGUCAAGAUACUCUGUGACCUCAAAGCUAGGUCUCAACAAGUAUAG
This is a messenger RNA of Penicillium roqueforti, 2622 nucleotides long. RefSeq lists its product as uncharacterized. NCBI's taxonomy places the organism in Eukaryota, Fungi, Ascomycota, Eurotiomycetes, Eurotiales, Aspergillaceae. The transcript has a single exon. Gene Ontology annotation, molecular function: protein binding. The record is from RefSeq and is a predicted model, not a curated record. The coding region runs from base 1 to 2622 and encodes 873 amino acids.